Molecule: messenger RNA, 1429 nt
Organism: Carlito syrichta (Philippine tarsier)
Lineage: Eukaryota; Metazoa; Chordata; Mammalia; Primates; Tarsiidae
Gene: RASSF10
Product: Ras association domain family member 10
Exons: 2
Coding region: 1-1413 (470 amino acids)
Source: RefSeq, a predicted model, not a curated record
AUGCACCCCGCUAGUUGCAGACAUAAGGAGGUGAGCCAGCGGGCCGCUGGAGACGCAGAGCCGAUCCCUGCGGAGGCGCGGGCUCCAGGCCCUGCAGCGGAGGGGUCCCCGCGCCUUCCCUGGAGCCGUCGCGCGACUGGGCAGCCAGCUGGCGGAAGGGGCAGGGACUCAGGAUGCCGGCGACGCGAGCGAGGGGCGGACGGGGCGCCCGGGGCGCGGCGAGGCUGCGAGAGGCGGGCCUGGGCACUGCGCCUCCCGCGCUCCCAGCCGCAGCUCUGGGCGCUGGGGGCGGAAGGGGGUGGAGCCACUUGGGGAGGAGCAAAACCCGGAGGUCCCGGGCACCUUGGGCAGAGCCAGAGCGGCGGGAGCCCGAUCCCGGGCGCGCUGCCCCGGGAGCGCCCGUCGUCCGGGCCAAGCGCAGCCGCAGCCUCAGCCGCUGCCGCUCUCCAGCCAGCGCCGGCGCCUGCCUUGGGCGCGCAGCCGGGGAGAAGGGCGGGUGCCGCCGCCGGCGGGGUCACGGGCUCCCCUCCUGUCCCCGAGCUGCUGGGCAGCCCGCGCCGUCCUGCCGCCCCAGCAGGGCCCGGCCGGACCCCACCUGCGCCCGGGUUGCGCCAUGGAUCCCUCGGAGAAGAAGAUAUCGUGGACCGCGAGAUCGACCGCUACGAGGCCAAGGUGCACCUGGACCGCAUGAGGCGGCACGGGGUCAACUACGUGCAGGACACUUACCUGGUGGGGGCGGACCUCGAGCCGGACAAGCCCAGCCCGGGAGAAGAGCCGGAGGCGGCGGCGGCGGCGGCGGCGGCGGCGGCGCCGCCCCUGGACGACGAGGUGCAGGCGGCGGCGAUGGCGGAGCUGGCCCGGCGCUGCGAGGACCUGCUGCGGCUGCAGGAGCAGCGGGUGCAGCAGGAGGAGCUGCUCGAGCGCCUCUCAGCCGAGAUUCAGGAGGAGCUGAACCAGAGGUGGAUGCAGCGGCGCCAGGAGGAGCUGGCGGCGCGGGAGGAGGCCCCGGAGCCCGACGGCAGCCCCGACGGCGAGCUGCUGCUGGAGCAGGAGCGGGUCAGGACGCAGCUCAGCACCAGCCUGUAUAUCGGGCUCCGGCUCAACACGGACCUGGAGGCCGUCAAGUCCGACUUGGAUUACAGCCAGCAGCAGCGGGACAGCAAGGAGCGCGAGCUGCAGGGCCUCCUCCAGACUUUGCACACGUUGGAGCUGACAGGGGCGCCAGAUGGGGCUCCCGGCCCCGGCGGACCCUCGAGGGAACCCGGACCUCAGGCCUGCGCCGAGGUGUGGGUGGACCAGGCCCGCGGACUGGCCAAGAGCUGCCCCGGCAACGACGAGGACUCGGACACGGGGCUGAGCUCUAUGCACAGCCAGGACUCGGACUCGGUGCCCGUGUGCGAAUCCCUAGUGUAGGAGGAGCAGGGGGGAG